Messenger RNA from Arctia plantaginis, 5676 nucleotides. NCBI's taxonomy places the organism in Eukaryota, Metazoa, Arthropoda, Insecta, Lepidoptera, Erebidae. The record is from the annotation of a GenBank genome assembly.
AUGAAUUAUAAUAAUAAUUCAUUUAUUUUAUUUCUUUCGUGUUUAUUUUCUUUUUGUUUGUGCGAAAUAACCGAAGUAAAAAAAUCCAAGUUAUUGUCCGACUUCAUUAAUUAUUACAACUUUCGACCUAAUGUAAAUCAUAAAGCCAGUGAUGGAUUUCUACAAAGUAUUAGUGAAAUAGAUGAUACUACAUUUCAAAUCGAAGUUAGUUUUAGGGCUCAACAUAAUGAUGUAUCUAAAAUGAUGCAAUGUCAAGCCCUGAUAGAAGACUUAGAUGAAAAAGGAAUCGCAAUUGUUAACAAUGAUAUAAAUUGUAUGGAGUUAGAACAACAAGCUGCUAGGGAAGCUGAUGCUAGUCUCGAAGUUGUUGAAGUUCAAGCAGAAAGGAGACCGGUGGUGUCUGAAAAUGAAGAUGAGGUUGAUACAGGGGCACAAGAAAUUCAAGAUCUUGCUCACAUGGGAGUCAGGCACCUAGAUAUUCAUGACCCAAGCGCGAAGCAUAGCCUAAACUCUGUAAUAGAUGUGAAAAGACAAGUUAAAGUCGUUAAUGGAGUCAGAUAUGUUUUAACUCUAUCUAUUAAUUUUAAUAAUUGUACCGAAAUAAUAAAUGACAUCUGUGCCUUUACUAAAACAUGCAGAAUCUCAAUUUUGGUUAAACCCUGGCAGAAAUUACCCAGUGGUUCUAAAUAUAGAGAGAUUCUAGCCAAUACCUGUACAGAAAAAUGGCAGUUUGGUGAUGACGGUGACGACUUAUCUGAGUCUACAGAUAGUAAUAGUCAUAGCAAAAUAGGCGAUGAAAUAGGCGAUAGGAAAUCUGACACAUUAUCACAACCCAUCAAGGAAAUAAACAAGGAAAAUGUCCUUAAAACUGAAUCCACUCCACAGUUUAGGGGUAAUUCUGUUCUUGGAAGUCACUCUACUAAAGCUAAAACGGGUAGUUUCAGGCAAGAUAAAAAAAAAUCUAUUGAUGAAAUGUUAGAUUUUUUAAAUAUUUCUGGUUAUAAACCUCAAGUAUAUUCUCAAACUGAAAAAAGUGAUAAAAGAUCAAAGAGAAGCUAUGAUUAUGACUUGCAAGUAUUGUCUUUGACACAAGAUUAUCGUGAUUUAAAAAAGAGUAUAGAAAAUGCUAAAUAUGUAUAUGAAAUGGCUCAAGUCAUGGUGGACUAUUUAAAUACAAUAGACAUUGAAGUUAAAAAUAGAGCUGUAAAAAAUGUCAUAAAGGCUGAAGAAGAAGAAGAUGAUGAGAAACAUUUUGUUUACAUUCAAGUGCAGGUCGUGAUGCCUUGUGAUACUCCAAACUGUGAGUCAAAAGAUACUCAUACUAAAAUUUGUAACGGAGUUGUAGAUAGUACAAACAAGGAAAAACCUCAAGUAUUGUACAGUUUUUGCUAUAAUGAUAAUAAAGAGAUGGCAGUAUUAGAUAAAUUUAAAGAAGUUGAAUCUGAUGAUCCAGUUUUACGGCGUCUUUCUAAAGAAGCAUUAAAAAAAAUUGAAUUUGAAUCUACAGAUCCGCAUGCUAUGAAAAUAAAGAAAAUUGCAUCUGCUAAAACUCGUUUAGCAUCAAGUAGAUUAACUAAAAUUUCAAUGAUUAUUGAGUAUAUAAAUUGUAACAAAAGUGUUCCUUUAGUUUUAAGAAAAAAUUGUUUAUCACUGGAACAUCUUGGAUCACGAAUCUGUGAAGUUUUAGUUCAUGAAAGACAGUGGUUAAAAGAAAAAACUAUUACGUAUACCUGCACUGAACGCCCCAUGGAUUUUAUUAUAACUAAAGACAAACAAUAUAAAAACAUUACGAUUGAUGAUCCAAUUAUAGCAGAAGUAAUUCAAGAUGCGCUACAAUACUUAGAAAUACAAUCUAGUAAAAAGUUCAAGCAAAAAAUUAUUAAAAUUAGCAAUAUAUCUACUCAAAUAGUGGCGGGAUUUCUAAUUAAAAUCGAAUUUAUUGUUGGUUACACGAAUUGUACCGACACUGAUAUGAAAGGUCCGUUAAAUAACUGUGUGCUGCUAAAAAACGAACGUCUUCGUCGAUGCAAAGCACAAGUUUGGGACAGGUCAUGGAUAGUUGAUGGCAGACAAAUGGAAGUGGAAUGUGAAGAUGAUCUAAAAGUGAAAGAAAUACUUCCAAAGACUAGACAUAAAAGGGAUGUAGCAUUUGAAAAAGAUGAAUAUCAAGAAACUUCGUACAAAGCAUUACCUGAAGAAUCUGACCAAAAAUACUUGCGGGAAACUUCAAAAAAAAUAAUCUUAGGAGUCACUCAAAAUAUAAAUAUCAAAGUUUCAUGUCACAUUGUGUAUAGAAAUUCUGAAGACCUUAAGAACACAACAUAUUUGCAAUGGGCUGAGGAAUCUUUACAAAAGUAUCUAUCUGAUACUCAAAAUAACCAAUCAUACAAAGUAGUCCAAAUAGAGGAGGCAUCUUCGCUUGGUUUUGGGACAAAUAUUAUCUUCGUGGCCAAUUCUACUAGUAAAGACAAUGGUUCGCUAAAUUGCGUUUCGUUCAUAUGGAAUACGUUCAGUGAAAAGAGAAUUAAUGUAAUUUGUGAAACUGCUGAUUCAGACUUAAGAAAAAAGUCGAGUCCUAAGGAUGAUCCUAAGUAUAAUAAAUACACAAAAUAUCAAUAUAAUGCACACAAUAAAGUAGAAGAUUUAACCGUCACUAAGCCUGAAUUUCAGUUAUUAGCUUCACAGUCUUUACGACAAUAUUCGAAGAAAGUUGGUAUUCUUUAUAAACUUUUUUCUGUGAAAAUGGUAACAAAGAGCGGUACUUCUGAAGUCGUCUACACAAUAUAUUUUACUGCUUUUCCGACCGAUUGUUUUUCUAACGUUUCAAAUAUGCGUGCACUUACUUGCAAUGUGAUAGCCAAUUCUACGGUUAAUUGUAAAGCUAAAAUUGUUGGUGAACCAAAUCAAAAAAGAAAGAUACAAGCAGAUUGUGUAAUGCCUGAAGAUUACUUAGAUCUUUUAGAUACAAUGGAAGAAAAUUCAGAUGAAACGCCAACUAAAAUUAAAAUACCUCGUAACAUACAGGAAUCGAACGCUCAUAAGUUUGCUGAGGAAGCGUUACAAGAAUAUUUGUCUUGUACAGAUACAAAAUACGUUUAUAGAAUAACUGGUCUUUACGGGUUUUAUGAACAUUUAGCCGACGAACAAAUUGAAUUUUCUAUUUCGCCAACUACAUGCUUAAGUAUAAAAUUUACAGAUACGAGAUCUACUGAUAACUGUCCUUUUAAACAACCCCGGCUUGUAUAUUAUUGUCAUGCAAAAAGAAAUUCACGCGCAGAGGGCAAGAAAAAAAUUAAAGUAAUAUGUAAAGAAAUGCAAACGCCUUUAAAACGGUCAAAGCGCCAAAUAAAUACUGAACUUAUUGAUGAUACAGAGAAUGAAGUGGAUGAAGAUACUAUGUAUUACUACGCAAAAGCGGCAGUAAGCAAAAUCAAUGAAAAGCCACAAAAUAAUAACAUGUUCAAGCUAGUUAGUAUUCAUGAUGUUAAAAGUACUGUGCAAAUGAAAGCUGUAGUGGUGAAAAUGUAUCUCGAAGUAGCCGAAACAUACUGUGUUAGAUUCCAACUUGGUGUUACAAUUGAAAAUUGUGAGGAAAUGGAAGGUCUGAAUCACAAGUUAUGUUUGGCUAGAAUAUAUCCUGCACCCGGUGAUGACCUAGUGAUAAGACAUGUAAACGUAGUUUGUGAUGAUGAUGAAAUAUCAUUUAAUGUUCUUACUGGGAUUCACGUAUUUGAACUUCUUAGACUGUCAUUACUAGAGCUUGAACGGAAGCCGGAGUCUCAUUUUAAGCUGGUUCAUCAAGGUGAACCACAACUAAUUCCUACUCUUGAAGCUAAGAAACCAUUAAAACUUAAUUUUGUCAUUGCAACUACAAAUUGUUCAAAAAAUGUAGAUCUCGAUAAAAAUCCAUAUCAAUGUUACAUUGAUACUACAAUACCGUCAAGAUCUUGUUCGUCGUUUAUCUGGUUAGAGACCGCCACCAGAAUUAUUAAACACAUUAAUGUUGAUUGUAAUAGUGAAAUACCUCGACAAAAGAGGUCAUCAAAUGCGACAAGUCUUAGCCCAGAUAGUACGGAAAUUAAAGAGUUGGUUGCUGCAGCAUUAGAAAAGCUUGAAAUGACAUCUUUACACAAAUACAAACAAAGAGUUCUUCACAUAAAUAGUUACUCUAGUAAAAUAACAACAGGAAAAGUAACAACUAUAGAUUUUGACGCGGCCUACACAUCGUGUCUAAAAUAUGAAUGGGUUCAGAAUACAACCAGUUGCGAUAUCAUUGAUCAUUUGCCGAGAAGGCAUUGCGUUGCUCAGAUAUGGGAAAGACUUUGGAUACACAAUGGAAGACACAUUAAUGUAACGUGCGAAGACGAUGAAACUCCUUUAGAAGCUCAUAUUGAAUUUGAGAGUGCUGAGAUGGCAAUGCAAUUAGCACAAGAAGCAUUAAAACAUAUAGAAGCAAAAUAUCCACAUCCACAAAAACAAAAAAUUGUAAGAAUAUUUUCAUUGGAGAAACAAAUAGUAGCCGGUAUUCACUACAAAAUGAAAGUAGAAGUUGGUUUUACCCGCUGUCCAGCUUUAAGUAUACAAACCAAUUGUACAUUGGAUAAUGAGCGACAUAUGAAUCGGUUCUGUCGGGUAAAUGUGUGGGUGCGACCAUGGACCGAGCACCCACCCAAUUUCCGAGUAUCCUGCGAUUUUCAAGAAAGUUCUACAUCGGAUUUGUAUCAUGGUGUACAAGCUGAGUAUUUGUUCUACAUUUUUGUAGCUACUUAUAACCCGAGUUAUUCGAAUGAUCAUGUAGAAUUUGAACGUAGAUUUGAAAUAUUCAAAGCAAACAUAAAAAAAAUUCAUGAACUAAAUGUGCACGAGAAGGGCACCGCUACUUACGGUGUGACUCGAUUUGCCGAUUUGACUUACAAAGAGUUUAAGGCUCGAUACACGGGUGUGAACAGGAGUUUGCGAAAUAACAGUCAGGUUUCUAUGAAAAAAGCGGACAUACCGAAUCUUAAUUUGCCCGCAAACUUUGACUGGAGAGAGUUUGACUCCGUCACUGAAGUAAAGGACCAAGGUUCCUGUGGUAGCGGUUGGGCGUUCAGUGUUAUAGGAAAUAUCGAGGGUCAGUGGAGGAUGCAGUCAGGCGAACUGGUGCAGCUAUCAGAGCAACAGCUGUUGGAUUGUGAUACCACAGAUAAUGGCUGUGGUGGUGGAUUGCCUGAGCAUGCAUACAGAGCUGUUGAGGAGAUGGGAGGUUUAGAGACAGAGACCAACUACCCAUACGAAAGCGAAGGUGGCAAGUGCGCGUUCAAUAAAACAAUGGCCAAAGUGAAGAUCCAGGGCUCUGUCAACAUCACCUCUAACGAAACGGCCAUGGCGCAGUGGCUGGUGCAGAACGGACCCAUCUCAGUGGGUAUUAACGCAAUGACGAUGCAGUUCUAUGUGGGUGGCAUUUCUCAUCCCUGGAAGUCGUACUGCAACGCUAGCAGUAUCGAUCACGCUGUACUUAUUGUUGGUUUUGGAGUGAAAGAAUAUCCGGCAUACCACAAGAAGAUCCCGUACUGGAUAGUAAAGAACUCUUGGGGUAAGUCCUGGGGCGAAGAGGGCUACUACCGAGUGUACAGAGGAGACGGCACGUGUGGUAUCGACCGGAUGGCAACCAGUGCUUUUAUACCUAGUAUGUAA